Molecule: messenger RNA, 3150 nt
Organism: Darwinula stevensoni
Lineage: Eukaryota; Metazoa; Arthropoda; Ostracoda; Podocopida; Darwinulidae
Source: the annotation of a GenBank genome assembly
AAUGCUUACCGAUCUACUACGCCCACUGAUUUUGUAGUUGCUGCCCGAGAAAGUUGUAAAGCAGUCGUCUUUAUUAAAUCUGACGCCAACCAGACAGAUCAGAAUAAUACGGCUAUGAAUUCUGGUUCUGGUGUCAUCAUUAGCCAAGACGGAUACAUAGUGACCAAUCAUCAUGUGGUGGCUGGUGCAAAAAAUAUAGAAGUUCUAUUUAGCGAUAAUAGGGUCUUUGUGGCUAAUCUUGUUGGUACUGACCCAAGUACUGAUUUGGCUUUGCUAAAAGUAGAAGUGCAAAAUAUGGACUAUCUUGUCUUUGGCAAUUCUGAUUCUCUCCAAAUAGGAGAGUGGGUCAUGGCUAUAGGUAACCCUUUCAGACUUCAAUCUACAGUAACUGCUGGUAUAGUAAGCGCCAAAGCUAGAAAUAUUAAUUUGCUAGAAAACCAAGGCAUAGAAUCAUUUAUUCAGACAGAUGCUGCCAUAAAUCCCGGAAAUAGUGGAGGAGCUCUGAUUAAUACAAGGGGAGAUUUGGUUGGCAUUUGUUCUGCUAUCCUUAGUAAUACAGGAAGAUAUGAAGGUUUUUCUUUUGCCAUACCUGCCAAUCUUACUAGAAAAGUCAUUGCUGACCUUAAAGAAUUUGGCGCCGUCCAACGUGGCUUUUUAGGAAUUGAGAUUGAAAAUGUAGAUAAUGAAAUGGCAAAACGUCUCGACCUUCCUGAAGUUUCUGGAGUAUAUUUGGCAUCUGUAUUUAAGAGCGGAAGUGCAGCAGAUGCAAAACUGAGAAACGAAGACGUAGUGAUAAGCAUCAAUGGUACAAAAACAAAGAACACUGCAGAAUUUAUGGAACAAGUAGCUGCUUAUAGACCAAGUGAUGUGAUAGAAGUAAUGUACGUUAGGGCAGGUGAAGUAAUGUCUACAAAAGCAAAGCUAAAAAACCAAAUAAACUCUACAGAGCUAGUAGCAGUGAGAGAAGAUGGAAUAUUGAAGGAAUUGGGAUUUGAACUUCGUGAUAUGGACAGCUAUGAAAAAUCUGUAUUUGCACCUAAUGGUGUCGUUGUCGUCUCAGUAAAAAUGGGAAGUAUCAUUGGGAAUACCAAAAUGGAACCUGGUUAUGUCAUCACUAGGGUAAAUGAUAAGGAAGUGACAUCUGUAACUGCUUUGAUAGAAUAUUUAGAGUCACAAAAAGUAGUCACAGUUAUGAGCAAAAUAGAUUUAGAAUUUAAUAAAAACGAAGAUACACAUCAACUUACCAUUGCAAAUUUCCUGCAUAAAUUGGAUAAAAUAUAUUUAGGUGGUGGUAAAGAUCGUAUUGAAAAACUACACCAAGAAGGCAAGAUGUCUGCUCGAGAAAGAAUAGAUUACUUGAUAGAUAAAGACAGUUCAUUUUUUGAAGUUGGAGCGUUUGCAGGUUACGACAUGUACAAAGAACAUGGAGGUUGCCCUGCUGGAGGUGUCGUAACAGGUUUGGGCAAAGUGGCUGGUCGUAUGGUUAUGAUCGUAGCCAAUGAUGCCACUGUAAAAGCUGGUGCAUGGUUUCCUAUCACAGGAAAAAAGAACCUGAGAGCGCAAGAAAUAGCGAUGGAAAACCAUAUCCCAAUCAUUUAUUUGGUAGAUAGCGCAGGCGUUUACCUGCCUAUGCAAGACGAGAUUUUUCCCGAUAAGGAACAUUUCGGACGUAUGUUUAGAAACAAUGCCAAGAUGUCUUCCAUGGGUAUUCCACAGAUAUCGGCCAUUAUGGGUAGCUGUGUGGCUGGUGGUGCUUAUUUGCCCAUUAUGUCUGAUGAAGCAUUGAUCGUAGAAGGUACAGGCUCCAUAUUUUUGGCAGGUCCAUAUCUUGUGAAAGCAGCUAUCGGCGAAGAUGUAGACCAAGAAACGUUAGGCGGUGCUUCGACACAUUGUGAAAUAUCGGGUGUUACAGAUUACAAGAUGCCUGACGACAAAACUUGUUUGGAUACCAUAAGAAAUUUAAUUUCAAAACAAGGCCAUGGUCAGAAAGCAGGAUUUGAUAGGGUAACAGCUAAAGAACCAAAAUUUGAUAGCAAUGAAAUUCUAGGUCUAUUUCCAGAAAACUCAACGAAACCUUAUGACACCGUAGAGAUACUGAAAAGAUUGGUAGAUGAGUCAGAAUUGCUUCAAUACAAAGAAGAUUAUGGCAAAACUAUUAUUUGUGCUUAUGCUCGUAUCGAUGGAUGGUCAGUAGGUAUUGUAGCAAAUCAAAGAAUGGUCGUUAAAAACGCUGCUAAAGAAAUGCAGUUUGGAGGAGUUAUCUAUUCUGAUUCGGCAGAUAAAGCUACUCGGUUUAUCAUGAAUUGUAAUCAAAAAAAGAUUCCGCUUGUGUUUUUGCAUGACGUGACAGGUUUUAUGGUGGGAAAAAGAUCAGAACAUGGUGGUAUCAUAAAAGACGGUGCAAAAAUGGUCAAUGCAGUAGCCAAUUCCACAGUACCAAAAUUUACCGUAGUAAUGGGCAAUUCUUAUGGUGCAGGCAAUUAUGCUAUGUGUGGUAAGGCAUAUGACCCAAGGCUUAUCGUUGCUUGGCCGACUGCUAAAAUUGCAGUCAUGGGUGGCACACAAGCAGCAAAAGUAUUGACCCAAAUACAAGUAUCCACGCUCAAAAAACGUGGGCAAGCACCUGAUCCUGCCGCAGAACAAGCAUUAUUUGAACAAACGAAAGCCAACUAUGAUGAGCAAACUUCAGCAUAUUAUGCGGCUGCAAGAUUGUGGGUAGAUGCCAUCAUCGAUCCAAGGAAAACAAGAGAAUUUAUAUCAAAGGGAAUCGAAAUGGCAGAUCACGGUGUGGUGGAGAAAUUUAAUCCUGGUAGUAUGCAGAUGACUAUGGAUGAGACUAAUAGAAGACGAGCCAUUCAAAUAGCUUAUAAUCAAGAACAUAAUAUCUCUCCAACGACCAUAUUUAAGUCCAAAGAAGAUAUCAUGGCCCAAAAAUCAAUCUUAGAUAUCAGGGGUAAAAAACCAGUUGCCUAUAUCGAGCCAGAUGCAAGUGAUAGCCUAGCAGCAGACCCUAUCAUUGCAUACAUGUCCAAAGAUCAAUUGUCAAAAUUGAUCUCAGACACAGAAGCCAAAAUGAAAAAAGCAGCCAAGGAUUUGGAUUUCAUCACUGCGGCCCAACUGAGAGAUGAACUUCUGUCACUUAAGAAGAAA